AUGCCUUCUCGAUCUGAACCCCCAAGUAAUCAGGACAACGACCACGGCGGCGUGGUGCAGAUGCCUGACAGCGUUUCCAGGGCAGCGGAGAGUGAGAAGCGAAAUGACACUUCGCCGAGCCAGACCAGCAGCCCGCGCACAAGCGAAGAGGUAGAAUUCAAAGAAGGCGGCUAUGGAUGGGUCGUAGUCGCCUGCGUCUUUCUCAUCAAUGCACACACUUGGGGUCUGAACUCAUCAUAUGCGGUCUUCCUCGCCUAUUAUCUCAAUUCGGGGGCCUUCCCUGGCGCCAGCCCGAUCACUCUGGCCUUCGUCGGCGGCCUGUCCUUCUCCGUCGCCCUUCUCGUCGCCCCCAUUGUGACCUGGUUCAUCCCACGAAUCGGAACGAGACCGACGGUCGCGAUCGGUGUUACAGUUCAAUCCGCCGCCCUCAUCGGCGCAUCCUUCACGACGCAAAUAUGGCAUCUCCUGUUGUCGCAAGGCAUCGGCUUCGGCGUCGGUAUGGGAUUCACCUUCAAUGCGACCGUCGGCGUCAUCCCACAAUGGUUCAUCGUUCGCCGUUCAUUCGCGUCAGCUAUCGGUAGUGCCGGCUCGGGCCUCGGCGGGUUGAUUUACUCCCUGUCGUCAACUGCCAUGAUCCACAACAUCGGUCUGCCAUGGGCGUUCCGCAUCCUCGCCAUUCUGUCUUUUGUUGUCAAUGGCAUAUGCUGCGUUCUGAUGCGGGACCGCAACAAGGCUCUCGGAAGUGUCCAUGCCGCAUUCCACAAAGACCUGUUUAAGAGGACUGAGUUCUGGCUCUUCAUGUCUUGGGGUUUCUUCUCCCUUUUCGCAUACGUCAUUGUCGUCUUUUCUUUGGCCGACUUCGCUGAGACGGUCGGGUUUACUGCGAGCCAAGGAUCGAUCGCCUCGGCCAUGUUCCAACUGUCACAAGGCAUCGGUCGCCCCGUCAUCGGCCUCAUUAGCGAUCGCGUCGGGCGCAUCAACGUUGCUGGCUUGGGCACCCUUGUCGCCGGGCUAGCGACUCUGUUCGUCUGGAUCUUCGCCGGGAGGUAUUUCGCAGGCACCAUCGUUUACGCACUCUUCGGUGCCUUCGCUGGAUGCAUCUGGGCGACGGUCACCCCUGUCGGUGCCGAAGUGGUGGGAAUACAGCUCCUGCCUUCCGCCACCUUUGCAGAGCCUAUCGCUCUUACCAUCAAGGGCUCAGGCGUCGAUGCUUACCUCGGGGUCGAGAUCUUUGUUGGUUUCAUGUACAUUGCCGCCUUUAUCUCACUCUGGUCUCUCCGCGUAUGGAAGAUCCGUGAACUCGAAAGCCUAGAUCUACCCGAGCAUGAGCGAGCUGACGCUCUGCGCAACAAUGAUGCCCUCUCCCUUAGUACAUCGCGGCGCACCGGGCCGAAGCCGAGUCUUGUUCACUCAAUCUUCAAGGGAGCUCUGGCUGUGCAGCGUGUCUAG
Colletotrichum chrysophilum is the source of this 1449-nucleotide messenger RNA. RefSeq lists its product as uncharacterized. The transcript has 8 exons. NCBI's taxonomy places the organism in Eukaryota, Fungi, Ascomycota, Sordariomycetes, Glomerellales, Glomerellaceae. The coding region runs from base 1 to 1449 and encodes 482 amino acids. The record is from RefSeq and is a predicted model, not a curated record. Gene Ontology annotation, molecular function: transmembrane transporter activity. Gene Ontology annotation, biological process: transmembrane transport.